ACGCGCGAGGCGAAUUGCGCUCCGUUGGUUUACUCGGUCAUCGAUCGAUGGACAGAACUGGGGACCCUGAGUCCCGACCUGAUGUGACCUGACCAGCGCGGGCGGAAGGAAGAAAGAGAGAAAGUGACAGAGAUUGAAAUGUGGCGAGGGCAGACAGCAAACAAACAAGUGGAUCGACUGGAAAUAGGCUCGGAAAAAAGACUGGUGUGAUUGUUGGAGGUGGUGACGAAAUGGAUUCGCCUUGCGCGGGACGGGUGUGACUCGGUUGUGAGGGCGGUGUCGGACUGAAUUCUUGUCGAUCAAGCUCUGCAGUCGAUUUUACUGAAUCCGAGGUGGCUUGGUAUUCCUUUGGCGGAAGGAAGGAAGGAAAGCAGGAAGAAAAGAAGGCAGCGAGUGAAACGUACGACGUGGGAGACAAUGACGCUUGAAUGAACGAAAGGAAGAGACGGUCUUCGAAGUGGAAAGGCAGGAGAGCCUCGUGCGGGAGGGUUCGAUGGCUCUGAAAAUGGGCAGCCCUCAGCUGCUGUACAGUCUGGGCCACUCUGAUUUCGCCAAAUUAGCCUUCUGCAUCGUGGGUGUCAUGUCCACCCUAGUCCUCUAUGGGCUUCUACAGGAAAGGAUCAUGAGUGCACCUUAUGGCGCGGAGAAAGAGUAUUUUAGAUACUCUCUGUUUAUUGUACUGUGCAACAGAGUUUUAACCUCAAUUGCUACUGCAACAAUUGUUCUGGUCAAGGGGAGGGACAUUGCUCCGGUUGCACCAGUGUACAAGUAUGGAGCGGUUUCCAUCUCCAACGUCCUUUCAACAACUUGUCAGUAUGAGGCUUUGAAACAUGUAAGUUUCCCAGUGCAAACGCUUGGAAAAUGUGCGAAGAUGUUACCCGUAAUGGUCUGGGGCACAUUUAUCAUGCAAAAGAGAUACAACCGGCACGAUUACAUUGUAGCCGCCUCGGUUACCGUAGGAUGUGCAGUUUUCUUUCUAACUUCGGCAUCAGCACCCUUGAAACGAGACUCUGAAAACAAUCUGUGGGGUAUUCUUCUCAUGACAGGCUAUUUGGGAUUUGACGGAUUCACCAGCACGUUUCAGGACAAGUUAUUCAAGGGAUACAAUAUGGAUAUCUUCAAUCAGAUAUUCUAUGUUACCCUCUGCUCUGGGGUUCUGAGUAUCACUGGGCUACUUCUCCAAGGACAAUGGUUGCUGGCAAUUAAUUUUGUAAUUCGCCAUCCAAAAUGUAUGUACGACAUACUUCUUCUAUCCUGUGCUGCUACUACCAGCCAAUUUUUCAUUUCAUACACCAUCCGGACAUUUGGUGCUCUCAUUUUCGCCACUCUAAUGACCACUAGACAGCUUAUCAGCAUCUUUUUGUCUUGUUUGCUGUUUGCUCAUCCCCUUACAGUGCAACAAUGGGGAGCAGCGAUUGUUGUUUUCAGUGCUCUUUACUUCAAGUCCUAUAUCAAUGCUCAUAAAAAGGACGACAACCGAGAUCGUUCCUGGCAAAAUUCAAGAGAGCAAGACAAGACUGAGCAAUUUCCUUUGAUGAAUAGAGUUGUAGAUAUAGAUGGGGUUAGACAGGAAGAUAUUGAUGGCAGGAAAUCUGAGACGUAAUGAGUUCAAAGAAAGCCUCAAAUAUAUCGUUUCAAUACUUGCCAAUCCUCACAUGAAAUUGAAGAGUUGUUUAAGAAAGCAAGCAGUGGUUUGCAGCCGAGUUAUACUUCCUACCACAAAGACACCCAUCCAGGAUCCAAAUAUAUCGAUCGAGGCUUGAAAUGAGUUCGGCAGUUGGGUAACUUGGCAGGAUCUUCAGCUGAAUUUCUAACAAGGACCACUACAUUUGGCUUCACGUCUGAUCUCCCAGAAGCUCACGGGAGAGAGUACACCUACAAGGAAUCGCAUCCAGCUUAAACGAAUGAACCUGACGUAUUCCAUCAAGGCUCGAAGGGAUCAUCUGAUGGAUUCCUCGUGUCAGUCUGUGCAACGCCAGUUUUGGCGCAAGGUGGUGUCAACUGCCCACCAGACAUGGCCGCUUGGUUCUGAGUAGAGCAACGACAGGGUUGUAGGAUGUAGGUGGACGGCAAACUGUCAGGGAAGGCAAAGAUUCCGGUGUGUCCAGGUGUGACCACCCCAUCUGUCCUGGACAAGGGACGAAAGUGAACAAAAGCUUCCUUCGAGCACAGCGCAAAGAUGCUCCCUGAUUUAUAUGGCGUCAGCAGUGUACUGUAGUGUCAAACGGAAACCGUGAAACAUUUUACAUUUAACGUAGGGGUUACAGUGGUAGUCUAUCACACACAGAGAGGAGGAGAAGAGGGCAAAAUCGGUCAGUCUUCGAGAUAUGGAAUGACGGUUAGUCCAAGGGUCGAAAAGAAAUCGACCAAAACAGGACGGAAGUACAAACCACGGGACCAAAUUUUCGCGGAGGCUGUCUCUUGGGAAAUGACUAUUUCAUGCCCGAGCUGCAUUCAAAUGUGUUCUCGACGACAGAGUGGACUCUUGUGCACUUCUCUCAGUCUCUCAGUUUUAUCACUCAUUGUGAAUUAUUGGAAUGACAUGGCGGCCAUAUCGACUGGCAUGUAAUCCGCGAAAGAAACUGAUCAAUACGGGACAGCCUGUUCGAACGAGUGAGCUUGAAACGACCACCCUGAGAACGUUCCAGUAACAGCUUUAUAUAGCUUUCUGGACCCCCUUCUCCAGGUCGAGCAAAUCGAGCUCAUUACUCGCACUCAUCUCCGAGGAAUGUCACUGGAC
Marchantia polymorpha subsp. ruderalis is the source of this 2740-nucleotide messenger RNA. The record is from the annotation of a GenBank genome assembly. NCBI's taxonomy places the organism in Eukaryota, Viridiplantae, Streptophyta, Marchantiopsida, Marchantiales, Marchantiaceae.